CUGUGGUAAAUGGCUGCCAGGAAAGAUGAACGGAUGGGCCGCGUCUUCUCGCUGUGAAGCACACCCAUCUGGAGGACCGUUAUCUCGGGUGGUGCCGAGUUAAAAUGGUCGAUACACGACCAACCAGCCACCCAGAAUCAGUUUUUCAUACUUGUGAACAUCGACCUUGAAGCAGCACCCACUAUCAACUUCUCAUCUUAGAGGUCAGUUCUGCCUGCCGAUCAGUGUUUCACCUGAGGCCAUGGCAGUGAAGGACCGAGUAGAAGCGGUUCUCAACGUGGGUCUGCGUGUUCCCAGCAUCAUGCUGCUCGACGUCCUGUACCGCUGGGAUGUCAGCUCCUUCUUCCAGAAGAUCCAGCGCUCCAGCCUUUCCAACAACCCUCUGUUUCAGUACAAAUACCUGGCACUCUACCUGCACUACGUAGGUUACAUCCUGAGCCUGGUGCUUCUGACUCUGCCUCGUCAGCACCUGGUUAAGCUCUACUUGUAUGUUCUGACGGCCCUGCUGCUUUUUGCUGGUCACCAAGUUUCCAGGGAUUAUGUUCGCAGUGAACUGGAUUCAGGCUAUGAAGGACCCGUCUACCUGGAACCGCUUUCCAUGAACAGAUUCACCACUGCACUCAUAGGUCAGCUUGUGGUGUGCACUCUGUGUUCCUGUGUGAUGCAGACCAAGAGGAUCUGGCUUUUUUCUGCGCACCUCCUGCCACUGGUGGCCAGGCUGUGUCUGGUUCCUCUGGAGACCAUCGUCUUCAUCAAUAGAUUUUCAAUGAUCUUCACAGGCCUGGAGGUCAUUUACUUCCUAGCUUCUAAUUUACUGGUACCAUAUAACCUGGCCAAGACUGCCUACAGGGAACUCGCUCAGGUGGUAGAGGUGUACGGGUUGCUAGCUUUAGGGAUGUCCCUGUGGAACCAGCUGGUUCUUCCAGUUCUCUUUAUGUGUUUCUGGCUCGUGCUGUUCGCUCUUCAGAUCUACACCUACUUCAGCACCAGAGACCAGCCUACCUCGAGGGAGAGGCUUCUCUUUCUCUUUCUUACAAGUAUUGCAGAAUGUUGUAGUACGCCAUACUCUCUGCUGGGUCUGGUUUUCACCGUCUCAUUCAUCGCGCUGGGAGUUCUCACGCUUUGCAAGUUCUACUUGCAGGGCUACAGAGCCUUCGUCAAUGACAACGCCAUGCACAGAGGGAUGACUGAAGGCAUAACGCUGCUUAUCCUGGCUGUGCAAACCGGCUUGAUAGAGCUGCAGGUCAUCCACCGAGCCUUCCUCCUCUCCAUCAUCCUCUUCAUUGUUGUUGCUUCCAUUCUGCAGUCCAUGCUGGAGAUCGCUGACCCCAUCGUUUUGGCUCUGGGAGCCUCCAGAGACAAGAGUUUGUGGAAACACUUCCGCGCAGUAUCUCUUUGCCUCUUCCUGCUCAUCUUUCCAGCUUACAUGUCAUAUAUGAUCUGUCAGUUCUUCCACAUGGACUUCUGGCUCCUCAUCAUCAUCUCCUCAUCAAUCCUUACCUCACUUCAGGUUCUCGGUACGCUGCUGAUCUACGUUCUCUUCAUGGUGGAGGAGUUUCGUAAAGCUCCAGUGGAAAACAUGGAUGAGGUCAUUUACUGUGUCAAUGGGACCUAUAGAUUGCUGGAGUUUCUGGUCGCAGUGUGUGUGGUGUGCUAUGGCAUAUCAGAGACUGUGUUUGGCGAGUGGAGUGUGAUGGGCAGCACCAUUAUUCUGGUCCACUCCUACUAUAAUGUUUGGCUCCGAGCCCAGCUGGGCUGGCAGAGCUUCCUGCUCAGGAGAGACGCUGUAAACAAGAUCAAAAGCCUCCCAACUGCAACCGAUACGCAGCUGGAGCAGUACAACGACAUCUGUGCCAUCUGCUUCCAGGACAUGAGCAGCGCUGUGAUCACUCCAUGCAGCCAUUUCUUUCACGCUGGCUGUCUGAAGAAGUGGCUGUACGUCCAGGAGACUUGUCCUCUUUGUCACGCGCAGCUUAAGAGCCAAUCAGCUGCCAGCGGAGUCCCCAACCAAGAUGCCGCCACAGCCGAUCCGAUCCCUGCUGGACAGGACGGAGUUGCUGCUGGCGAUGAGGAGAAGGAUUCUCCUUCUGAUGAUGUGAAAGAUGAGAGAGGUGAUGGGUCCUCCUCUGCCUCCUGCAUGCACUCUGCUCCUCUGCACCUUGUCAGGCCAUCAUCCUCUUCCUCACCUCUGACUGAUUCCAUGAAGAACCAGUUGGAAACAGAUCAUCCAUCUACAUCCUCCUGCUCUACCUCUGACACGCCUGACAGACCCGCUACUCUUCGAUUUCGCUCCCACGCAGUUUCCCCCUCCAUUCGACACUCCGCCUCCUCCCCACAGAUACUGACCCCUGUUGACCUCCAGGAGAUCCACUGAUUCAACAUGGCCGCCCCGAACAGCCCAGCUGCCAUUCUGAGGAAGUUCCUCCUCCUUCAUGCUCAUACAGAACUCCAUCGCCGCACACAUGCAACAUGCACGCAUGUACUUAGCAGCAGCAGCAUCCCCACACUCCGCUUCCUUUAUUGUUCCCUGAAAUCCAACUUCCUCAUAUCCAGGGUUCCUACAGUUUGAAUAAAUAAGAUUUGAGUUUACAGUUUGUCACUUUACAGCAGCAUCUAUCUAAAAAUGACAAGGGUUUUGGAAAAUAUUAUUUCCAGGCUUUAACCCUAACAAAUAAAGCUGGCCCAAACAGAGUCUUAGUUUACUUCUUCUAUUUGACACUAUUUUACACAACAUCAGCUAUUUCUUCAUCUACCACAAGUUGGAAAUGUAAAUAUCUUGGAAAUAUGGGCAUGUAUGCAAAUAUAAUCUAAAUGUUACUGAGAUAAUAGGGCAGAUAAAGUGAGUUUCUGGACCAUAAGCUGAUUAAGAAAACACCAGAGGAAAUGUUCACUUCUACUCUAUUUAGUUCCUAACUUCCAUUAUUUGGGUUGCAGUUUAUUUAAAGCAUUCGAUGUAAACUUAGACUGAAGUAGUUUACUAGUACCAUGAAUGGGAGACACUGACUUAAAUUAAAAUGUUAUAUUGAUAUUUAGGGGUAUUUUUCUCACAGCACUCUUAAAGCUGAUGGUAAAAGAAAGUAUUUAAAGUUGUUUUGGCAAAAGUGUUGUUAAUGCAUACAGCCAGGAACCCAAAAACAAAAACGCUACUAUAGACUUGCCUAUAAUCGAAUGCGUUUCUAUAGAACAAUACUUCCUUUAAGUUUGCUUUUGUACUGCUACUCAUCACACAAUAUUUUCAUUCGAAUAUAUUUUUAAAUAUGUAGAUGUAUAUUGAUGUCCCUCACUAAUUUAUACAUUAAAAAUAGGACAAAGAUCAAAUUUCAAAAAGAAUGAACUUCUGAACUGCCUAGGAACCCUGCAUAUCUGAUUCUGAGAGGAAGAUGAACUCAGUUUGUAAGCCUGUAUUCAUUAUUCAGAUCUUAAAAUAUAAAUGACUGGUUAGAUAUAUUUUAACAAAAUUUUCAUACUUUAUCUUGAAACUAUUACCUUAAUUUCUCCCCUUUAACUCAUGUAUUUUUUUAACUUCAUUUUUUCAAGAGUGUUGCAGUGAUCCAUCUCAGAAAUAGUUUCAGCUUCUGCAUCCUGUUUACAAAAUGUGAAAUCCAUUAGUAUAAGUUUUCUGUAUUUAAUUUCUUCAUCAGCAAAAUCGUACUGUUGGACUUCCUCACAGUCGUCACAUUUUCUGGUUUCGUCCUCCCUGCCUUCCUCUCAUCGCUGUACAUGUUAGGUUUAUCUAAUGUCCUUUACGUGCCAUGACAUGUAGACGUGAUCAGAGGCCGAGACAGCUACGAAUGACAAUGGAUAACUUAUGGUUACAUUUUAAACUGUGACAGUCUUAACAUUUCAUAAACAAGUUUUUUUUUCUUUUCUUUCUGUGACAUUUUUUUAACGCCUGGGAGACGGUGGCUGUGAGUAUUGGUAAAAACAAAGAGUUAACAGAUACUGAAUGUCGUUUCUUGUGGCCGUCACAUGACCCGAAGCCUGGUGCUAAGCAGAGGACGUGUGAUGUGGUCUAGCCGUUUGUUUCCAUGUGAACUAAUCAGUGGCUUCACAUGGGAUGUCGAAUUAAUUUUGUACGUCGGAGCUUUUGCUACAACACCUCUUCAAUAUUUGAAUCAAAUUUGCAUGGCUGGUCCCAGCAAAGAGCAUCUCUGUUCCUCUUCGCCAAAGUUUUGCAUCCCUGAUAGUAUUAUUAUUAUUAUUAUUAUUAUUAUGGUCAAUUUUACAUCAUAUUAUUGGACAGUGCAAUGCACCGUGGAGAUGGA
Poecilia reticulata (guppy) is the source of this 4265-nucleotide messenger RNA. RefSeq names its product RING finger protein 145. Gene Ontology annotation, molecular function: ubiquitin protein ligase activity; zinc ion binding. The record is from RefSeq and is a predicted model, not a curated record. Gene Ontology annotation, biological process: proteasome-mediated ubiquitin-dependent protein catabolic process; ERAD pathway. NCBI's taxonomy places the organism in Eukaryota, Metazoa, Chordata, Actinopteri, Cyprinodontiformes, Poeciliidae. Gene Ontology annotation, cellular component: endomembrane system.